Messenger RNA from Pseudozyma hubeiensis SY62, 3465 nucleotides. RefSeq names its product potential zinc finger protein. Gene Ontology annotation, biological process: regulation of transcription by RNA polymerase II. Lineage: Eukaryota; Fungi; Basidiomycota; Ustilaginomycetes; Ustilaginales; Ustilaginaceae. The transcript has a single exon. Gene Ontology annotation, molecular function: DNA-binding transcription factor activity, RNA polymerase II-specific; RNA polymerase II cis-regulatory region sequence-specific DNA binding. Bases 1 to 3465 code for a protein of 1154 amino acids. Gene Ontology annotation, cellular component: chromatin. The record is from RefSeq and is a predicted model, not a curated record.
AUGCCAAAGACAAUCUCGUGCCCUCACUCCGGGUGCGACUAUCUCUUCUCAAAGCCCGUCCAUCUUCGACGCCAUCUCCUCUCCCAUUCCGACGAACCGGUAUGGAAGUGCCCCGACUGCGAUCAGGAGUUCAAGCGCAUCGACAGCUUCCAAAGGCACAAGAAGCGCAUCCAUCCAGACCAGCCCAACCUCACCGCAGUCAAGAUCAACGCUGGCUCGAGCACAGAUGAACACGAAGCCAAGUCGGACCAAGACGCCGAAGAUCACAUCGAUGAUCUCGAUGUCACCUUGCCGCAAGCCGGCUCCAGCUCUCGUCCAUCGUCCGCCACGCUGGCCACAUCGCGUCAAACAGCAGGCACAUACGAUACCAACACCAAUGGAUUGCAUGCAUCGCCGUCUAGCAACUCCGCUCACAACUCCUCCGCCUUUUCGCCUGGCACCCCUACCUCGCGUCCUUCGGGCUCGUCCGCUUCGGCAUACUACCGACCGCAACAGCUGUAUCAUCCCUACGCGCGCAACGAUCCAGCCUCGCAAUCCACUCCAUCGGCCCACCCGCACUCUUCCACCGGCGACGCAUCCAGCAUGAGUCACAGUUCGUGGUCGGCUCAAAGUAGCCAGCCGCAGAUGUACCCCGCUUCUACAUCCGCAGCCACUCCAUCUGCGCAGCUGCCCUUCUAUCCAAACCUCUACGGAGCACCCAUCUCUUGCAACGAUGGCAACGCUGCAUCCUCCACCGCCUACACACAGCCUGCCACUGCCGAUCAAGCGGCACCGCUUUCAAUAGCUUCACUCACUGAACCCUCGCCCUCGUGGGGAUCCAGCUCCAAUUCGGAUGUCGAGGGCCAAAACUUCUUUGACGACAUUCUGCAGUCCAUCCUUAUGGACUCCAUCUCGAGCUUUGUGCCGCACGAGCCCAUGGCCAACGUAGAUUUCCCAGGCAUAACAGCCAUGUCUUCGGAUGGCUACGCUUUCGUCGAUCCAGUGUCAACGCAGCAGCAGCAGCAGCAUCAGCUGGAAAAUCAGCAAGCCGGUCAACCAUUGCAGAGCAACGUCAAUCCGCAGCUUCAACCUCACUCCAGCCUCUCGGUCGCUGCACUGCCCAGCCAGCAACAGCCACAUUCGAUGCAGCAGCAGCAGCAGUCGGAGCCACAAUCCAGCUCGACUUCAUCUUCACAUCCUCUCCCGCAGCCGCUCGCCAAUCUCGUCCCCUUUGCCACCUUUACCGACUCGGCUCACAACUCUGGCAGAUCCACCCCGGCAACACCCCGACACCCACCCAAUGGCAUCAGCAUGGACGACUCCGACGAGAUGACCAGAUCCGUCGAAAAGGUUGGCGACCAGGCAGCCACCAACAUUGGCGCACGCACUCGCGACCUCGUGCUCCACGGCGUCAACAUUCCCAAAAAGCCACCGCGUCUCACUGCUGCUUCCCUGUUCAGCGCUGCUACACGGCACACGCGUUCCAUGCUGCCGCUUCUACCGUCCUACUGGCUGCUCGAUCAUCGCAGGCUCGCUGCAGAGCGUCCCUACGUCUUCAUUUCGCUGCUCGCCAUUGGAACGCUUUGGCAACCCCGCGCAGAUGUCAAGGCGUACGGUGCUGAACUCUGGCAGCUCAUCUUUCGCAGCAUCUGGGCUGGUGCUGUUUUCUAUCUCGAUCAGCCUCAGCUGAUGCGUGAAGCGACGGCGGUGAUGGCCUACACCCACCUCUACUCUUUUCUCUGCCGCGACGAGAGCAUCCGUCGCAAGUCGAUCCACAGCACCUACACCGGCAGCUCGCUCAGCGGAGAGCACGGCUGGCGGCAGGGCAUCUGGUUCCUCGUCGGUCCCUGGGAGGAGUCUCUGCAGCGACUGCUCGGUCCCACGCUUCAGAUGGCGCUUGUUGAGCUCGAAGUGCUGGCGAGGGAUCAGACCACCAACAAGCUGUCGUCGGAGCAAAAGAAUCUGCUGGAGCGUCUGCAUGGCGUUUGGAAGCAGUGGUCGGAUGCGGAAGAGGUGAACCGCAACAUGAUCUGCCACGCCAUCACCGAGUCGCAUCAUUCCGAGUUCCUGUCCUGCUACAGCCAGAUGCGUAGCAUGGGCAGGCUCGCUUGUCAGGCGCUGGUGCCGUGCGCCGACGACGUGUGGGAUGCAAAGACGUCGAUCGAAUGGGCCAAGCUGGUGCUCGAACACAAGGCUACGCGGGAAGGUAACCAGCGGUCGUUGCUGUCGGGCAAGAAGCAGCUCGGUCCCAUUCUGGAUGCGCUGUUCGACGUGGAAGCGCCAUCGCCGACGUCGUCAAAAGAUGGCAGCGCUGCUCACGACGCAAACAAGACCAAGCGCGAACUGGAAAACACGCUCUGCUUCACAGUCAAGGAACACUUUGCGCUGCUGAGCCUGCUCGAAGGUCUGCAUCUGCUCUGGAUCGCUCGACACGUGCCGCCGUUCCGAACGGGUACGUCGUACGCCGCGGACUUCACACCGGCGCAGCCGUCGUUCGCUGCGGGGCUCGAGUCGGCUUUCUCCAUGAAGGGCGGCACCGCAUAUCACAAGCUAAACGUGUUGGAUGCCGAGAUGAUGAUGGCGGCGCUGUCGAGAUGGAUGCGACUGUAUCAUCAGUCGUACUUGCCGAAUCCGGUGGCGAACGGCACUGGGAUCGGUCAGCCUGUUCACGGCGGUGGGUCUGCGCAUUCGGGUGAGAAUGGCAAGCAGGGGGCGAAUGGUGCACGGGUGCCGAACUUGGGACCGAGCAACGACCGGUUCCUGUUGCACUUUCGUUUUCACGUCAUUCAGCUUUCGGCGCUGUUCAAUGCUCAGCACGUCGUACACGCUCUCAUCGCCACGUGUGGAGAGCACGUCGAUGCCAACGAAGCGGCGAGCUCGAACACACUCCGUGGAAUUGCGGCGGCGAGGUCGAACCAUCAGACGGCGAUUCCAUUGCGCUGCGAGAGCUGCGUCGACGCGUCUGCGUGCCCCUACCGCAACUUGCGGCUGCAGCGUUGGGCCGCGGUGCACGCCGGAGCGGUCAUCGGAAACUUCAUGUCCAUGCCGCGCCUCUCGAACCUCACCCCCGUCAUCCUCGAAGGCCUCGGUCAGGCGUUUGGCAUCCUUGUCAUCCUGUGUCGUCUCCAGCGCCCUGCGUCUGUGCGUCGACGCAGUGUCUGUCGCUGUGAUGCACAGGUGCGAGAAGGAUCUGUCGAGCUGAUCUCGGACCAGUGCCUGCAUCUGGAUGCCGAACGACCGAGUCCCGCGACCCGGGAGGCGGAGAUGAUCAGCGAGAGGUUCGAAACGAGCGCCGAGUGCUGGCUGCAGCACGGAACGCUGGACGAGGGCGCCACGCUGUUGGGCCAGCCGAUACAGGACUGGCCGUUUGUGCUGCAGGAUAUGGGCAACGAGCUCAAGGGCGUCGCCGGCGCGUGGCAGACCGCAGAGGAGUUCUUGGGCGUCGCGCAGAAGAUGCUGAAUAGCUUUACGUUUUAUGUUGACUAA